This is a messenger RNA of Urocitellus parryii (Arctic ground squirrel), 552 nucleotides long. The record is from RefSeq and is a predicted model, not a curated record. Lineage: Eukaryota; Metazoa; Chordata; Mammalia; Rodentia; Sciuridae.
AUGGGAGUGUCUGAGCUGCGCAUCGGGCUGCUGCGAAGAUCCUACGCUGGAGUGGAAGGAAGUGAGCCCUACGGUAGUCGGCCUGGGCCAGGAAAGGUGCGGGACCCGAGUCGUUUGUCUCGGGCAGGGAAUGAAUGGGCGUUGCGARCCCCCGGUGAGGUGGUACGCGCUGCCUGUAGUGAGGGUCUGACGGCGUCAGCGGCACCGCGGGCCGCCCGCCGCAGCAUGGAGGACGAUGCGCCGGUGAUCUAUGGGCUGGAGUUCCAGGCACGUGCCCUGACACCUCAGACUGCAGAAGCAGAUGCCAUUCGGUUUUUGGUUGGGACGCAGUCACUUAAAUAUGAUAAUCAGAUCCACAUCAUAGAUUUUGACGAUGAGAAUAACAUUAUAAAUAAAAAUGUCCUCCUGCAUCAAGCGGGUGAAAUCUGGCACAUUAGUGCCAGCCCUGCAGAUAAAGGUGUGCUGGCAACCUGCUACAGUAAAAAAACUGACAUUGGCAAGAAAGGCCUUCCAUAGGUGUUCAGCGUGGAAGUUCAGGGACUUGAUCUGUGG